Messenger RNA from Solea solea (common sole), 895 nucleotides. RefSeq names its product BH3 interacting domain death agonist (gene bida). Gene Ontology annotation, biological process: positive regulation of extrinsic apoptotic signaling pathway; positive regulation of intrinsic apoptotic signaling pathway; positive regulation of release of cytochrome c from mitochondria. Lineage: Eukaryota; Metazoa; Chordata; Actinopteri; Pleuronectiformes; Soleidae. The record is from RefSeq and is a predicted model, not a curated record. Gene Ontology annotation, cellular component: cytoplasm; mitochondrion; cytosol. The coding region runs from base 182 to 760 and encodes 192 amino acids. The transcript has 4 exons.
AACGCGUCACGGUGCAUCUAUAAGGCUUACCCUCCAUCUCAGACGAAGCUCACAAUCUGCGGUAGUUUAGCGGCUAAUUUCUCGUUAAUUUGUGGUGCAUUACUUACCAGUAUCUUUUGGUUCUAUGGCGUGACGGACCUUCGUACAAGGCACAAGGAACUAAUGCCAAGUGUGUUAAUCGAUGGAUGACCCGUGGAGUGUGACCAGUGAGCAGAGCACCGCUCUGGUCAUUUUGGCCUUUCUUCAGUCGGACUGUAGAAACUGCGACUACAGGGAUGAGCUCGUCUCUCUGGGUAAGGAUUUCAAUUACACCCGGGACAUCAACUGCAAUGGCCACUUCAUGGACGACGGUGAUCUAGAGACGGAUGGUCACUUGCCCAGCUCAGUCUUUCAGAACGACAUCCUGCCUGUAGUGGAGCUGCAACGGCCAAGAAACCAUGAAGCUGCAGAAAGCCUUCAUCAGGUUGCUGAAGAACUGAGAGAAAUUGCAGCCCAGAUUGAACACAACAUUGUGGCUCAGGCUACAAGGAACCUGAGAGAUAAUAUAUCAACCUCCCCUACUGACUGGAAAAAUCACCUCGAGGUGGAGGUGAAGCAGUUGAUGAGGCAGGGCGUGGGACUGGAGCAUCUACCACAAGAGAGAGUGUUAAUAGCUCUCACUCUCACCCUGGUGAGGGGAGUGUGUGAGCAGGUCCCAGUGUUGUUGAGAAACCUCUUCAAUGCUGCACGGCAGUACAUCAACCCUAUAAUUGCCAGGUGACCUUUGGGCUGCAGGAUGAAAGGGGAAAAUAAAACUGUAUCUUUUCUUUUUGUACUUGAAAUUUAUUUUUUGCAUUCCAUUAUUUUGAUGUAUUUCCCCAAUACCACUUAAAUAAAUAUACAGUAUUACUCCUGG